CAUGCGGCUACCAUGACCAUACAAUCGUCAUAUUCAGUUUCACUUCUCUUCCAUCUUUCUUCCCUGCACGUCUUCAAAACGAUACAAGAACGCGAGUCAUGUCCAAAGAAUCCUACAACCUCGACGACGUCGUCAAGGACGCUCAGGGCAAGAUGCGCUACAUCAACCUCGGCCCGUCGGGGUUACGAGUCUCGAGGAUAUCGUUGGGUAUGAUGUCCUAUGGGAGUAAGAAAUGGCUCGAUUGGGUAUUGGAAGAAGACGAAGCGCUCCCCUUGAUCAAGGCCGCCUACGACGUCGGUAUCCAAUUCUUUGACACCGCCGAUAUCUACUCGAACGGAUAUUCGCACAAGGUCUUGGCCAAAGCGAUCAAGCAAUAUAAUCUCCCCAGAGAGGAUAUCGUCGUCGCUACAAAACUGUUUGCGCUCAUCCCUAGGGAUUUCGAAAAGGGUCUGGACCAACUUUCCCGCGAGGAACGCGAGCGUCGCCACUAUUCCAACCAACAAGGUCUCUCCCGUAAACACAUCUUCGACUCGGUCGAACGGUCCCUGAAAGAGCUGGACUUGGAGUAUAUCGACUUGUUGCAGAUUCACCGGGCGGAUGAGAACACGCCUUUCGAGGAGACGAUGUGUGCCUUGAAAGAUAUCAUCCAGUCCGGCAAGGUCCGAUAUAUUGGUGCAAGCAGCAUGUUCGCGUGGCAGUUCAUGGAGUACCAAUCCAUCGCCAAGCGUAACGGAUGGCCCCAAUUCAUCAGUAUGCAGAACUAUUACUGCGCCUCUUACCGGGAGGAAGAGAGGGAGAUGAUGCCCUGCAUAAAAAAGAUGGGGAUCUCGAGUCUGCCCUGGAGCCCGAUCGCCGGAGGUUUCCUCGCCCGACCGCACGCGCAACAACGCGGCAUGACCUCUCGAGGUGACAAGGAAAUACCCCGCGAGGACACCGAGAUCGCCGUCAACGAAGCCAUCAAGAGCGUUGCUGAUCGACUGGGAAUCACCAUGGCCCAAGUGGCCAUCGCGUGGACCCUGGCCAACCCGGUCGUCGCCGCGCCCAUCGUUGGGAUCUCGAACGCCAGGAGUUUGGACGACGCAGUCAAGGCUUUGGACGUGGUCUUGUCGGACGAGGACAAGGAGAAGAUCGGUUCGGCAUACACGGUCCGCAAAAUUAUCGGGCAUUCCUGAGUAUGCCGGUCCAGCAGCUCGUGGCACUCGCGUUGCCGAUUGUAUGAUCCGAAUUG
Filobasidium floriforme is the source of this 1228-nucleotide messenger RNA. RefSeq names its product NADP-dependent oxidoreductase domain-containing protein. NCBI's taxonomy places the organism in Eukaryota, Fungi, Basidiomycota, Tremellomycetes, Filobasidiales, Filobasidiaceae. The coding region runs from base 99 to 1172 and encodes 357 amino acids. The transcript is spliced from 9 exons. The record is from RefSeq and is a predicted model, not a curated record.